Brachypodium distachyon (stiff brome) is the source of this 1421-nucleotide messenger RNA. RefSeq lists its product as uncharacterized. NCBI's taxonomy places the organism in Eukaryota, Viridiplantae, Streptophyta, Magnoliopsida, Poales, Poaceae. Bases 224 to 1186 code for a protein of 320 amino acids. The transcript is spliced from 7 exons. The record is from RefSeq and is a predicted model, not a curated record. Gene Ontology annotation, molecular function: zinc ion binding.
ACUCUAGUCUAGUCUAUUCCCCACCCACACCUAACGACUCUCCUCCAACCUCCCUGCCCUCCUCCUCCGUCCUCGCCCCCGUCGAAUCGAUCGAGGCGAGGGGAACGAGGAGGGGCUGUCUGUCGCUAGGGUUCCGGCGCGCGGAUGGGAAGGUUCUAGGAAGGAACCAGGAGCGUUUGGUUUGUGGGAAGGGGCGGACGGUUCGGUGAGGUGGGAGGGGGGGAUGGAGGAGGAGAAGGCGAGGGGGGUGGCGUCGCCGCUGAUCCCGCCGCCGUCGGAGAUCGACCUCGAGGCCGGCGGCAACGGGGACCAGCUCCAGUGCCGGAUCUGCCUCGAGACCGACGGGAGGGACUUCAUCGCGCCGUGCAAGUGCAAGGGGACGUCCAAGUACGUGCACCGCGACUGCCUCGACCACUGGAGGGCCGUCAAGGAGGGGUUCGCAUUUUCUCAUUGCACCACCUGCAAGGCCCCUUAUUACCUGAGGGUUCAUGUCCACACUGACAGGAAAUGGCGAACACUGAAGUUCCGUUUCUUUGUUACUAGAGAUAUAUUAUUCAUCUUUGCUCUUGUCCAGUUUGUCAUCUCUGCAUUGGCCUAUUUGGUACAUUUUAUUGAUGGGUACCAGCAAUAUUGGUUGAGGACGGCCUGGGGUUUCGAUAACGAAGUUAGUUUUUAUUAUAUAUGUGGAGCUUUAUUGUUUUUUGCUUUACUCGGGUUAUCGGGAUGCUUCAUAACAUGUUAUGACCGAAGAGUACGGAGUGACUUGGCUCAACCUUGUCGAGAACUAUGUCUCUGUUGCUGCCAGCCAGGGAUGUGUGCAGAUUGCCAUCUUCCUGGUACGCUUUGCAUGUGGACUGACUGCACCACAUGCUUUGAAGGCUGUGCAACUACAGCUGGGGAGUGUGGUGGUUGCCUGGGAGGUGCAGGGGAGGCAGGGUUACCACUACUCCUCAUCAUGGGAGUCAUUGUGCUCGGGCUGUUCACGGUUGUCGGCAUCUUCUACAGUGUUCUGGUGGCGACGAUGGUAGGCCAGCGGAUCUGGCAACGACACUAUCACAUCCUUGCCAAGCGAAUGCUAACUAAGGAAUACGUGGUGGAAGAUGUCGAUGGCGAGCAUGCAGAUUGGUCUCCACCACCUCUCCCCGCAGAGCACAUCCAGCAGCUCAAGUCCCUGGGACUGCUAUAGCCGAUGCCAUCAGGUCGAUGGCCGUUGACGAUGAUAACCUUAAGUUUAGGACCAGCGCGGCACUACCCCCAGCUGUACAGGAGGCAAAUGCAAAGCUGAUGGCAGGGCGUUUCUUGUAUCUGCAGCCCAUUGUGGCGAUACAAUAUCAUCAGUCUUAUUUUGUACAUUGUAACAGGGAAAUGACAACACCUUGAUUUUUAUACCAAAUAUGAGUGGUUUACCCCGCUGAAGCUCA